AUGGGAGAUACGUUUUUAUUUUUCUUUUUUUCUUUUUUUGUGCUUUUUUCAGCAUUUAUGGUGAUCCGAUCAAAGAACCCGGUGUAUUCAGUUCUUUUUUUGAUCCUUGUCUUUUGUAAUACAGCUGGAUUACUCCUUUUACUCAAUUUAGAUUUCUUUGCAUUGAUCUUCUUAAUUGUGUACGUUGGCGCCAUUGCAGUUUUAUUCUUAUUCGUUGUUAUGAUGCUGGAUAUUAAACUUGCUGAAAUGCAAGAAAGCAUUUUCUUCUAUUUACCGAUUGGUGGCUUCAUUGGACUCAUUUUUUUUAUUGAAUUCUACUUUUUAUUCAAUAAAGAAUUUGUCCCACUUCACCUUGAAACGCUCUCGACAGGAAGUACAUCAAUGCUCACUUUACAAUUUUAUGUAUAUGCCUUCUGGGCUUUCGUUCUUUAUGGUUUUUCGGCACCACACUUUGCACAAAAGUUCCGCGCUUAUUCUACACAUUUUUUUGAGCAAUUACGUGGUCUUGAGCACCAAGCGCAUCAAAAUUUGGAGUAUGUCAUUUGGCCAACCUAUGUGGAUUCUAAGACACCUGUCGAAGCAUUAGGACAAGUAUUAUAUACAUAUUAUUUUUAUUUUUUUUUAGUGGCGAGCCUCAUUCUUUUAAUCGCAAUGAUUGGUGCGAUUAUGUUGACUUUAAACCCGCAUCGUGCAGUCAGACGUCAACAAGUAUUUGAACAGAAUGCGAGAGAUUUCGCAAAAACUGUACAUAAGAUUCGUACAUUAAAAUAA
Ostreococcus tauri is the source of this 771-nucleotide messenger RNA. The record is from the annotation of a RefSeq genome assembly. Lineage: Eukaryota; Viridiplantae; Chlorophyta; Mamiellophyceae; Mamiellales; Bathycoccaceae.